Molecule: messenger RNA, 4121 nt
Organism: Pseudopodoces humilis (Tibetan ground-tit)
Lineage: Eukaryota; Metazoa; Chordata; Aves; Passeriformes; Paridae
Source: RefSeq, a predicted model, not a curated record
AUGACUACUAAUCCAUCUAAGAGAAUUGCCUGGAGUGACUCAGAUGCCUUUGAUUCAAAGCACAGACAAGAUCCUGAAGAUUCCCACAAGAGGAAAUCAAAAGAAGAGAAAAGGAGACAGGUGGUCAGUCAGUGGAGAACAGAUGUACAGUCGCUUGUUUCAUCUUCUAAAUGGCUUCAACGUUAUGGUCUCAAAAGAAACAAAUUGUCCCUCUCCCAGAUUUUGUCCCAGAUUGGAUUCCAACACAGGAAAGAUUAUGUGACCACCUUGGGGAAACCUGUGGCUUCUCGAUAUGCAGAUGGUCUGUUUCCUCAAUACAAGACAGCACAAGAUGGCAGCGUGUAUAAUCUGACAGCCAAAAAAGAACUAAUUCUUCAUUUUGUGGAUUGCCUAAUUGGAGCCAUUGAGCUAUAUAAGCAGCGAAUGGAAUGGUUAACCAGUGAGAGCCGGCAGAUAUUUGGAGUGAUUCAAGAACAGUGCAUUGUCAUUGUGUUGGAUUUUGGCACUGCAGCUCCAAAUGAAUUUGAUCUAUGUCGGGAUGCACUUUCUAUGGUACUUGUGGAACAGGUGAUACAAAUUUCCAGAUUCAAUCUCAUUCGGGCUGCUCCAGAUCUUAUGAAGUGGCAAGAGAAAUGCACUUCUGUGUCUGAGCAUACUGUAAAGUCUGCAGUUACAUGGCUCUGGAAGCUGGACCAUAUGACAGCUGUCAGCCAUACCAGCUCUGCUGAAGCUCUGCUGGAAGCCAUGGGUGAUGGAGCGGUUGAAGCUAUUUAUUACUUUGUUGUGGGUGAUAUUCCAGCGGACACAAAGCAGUUACUCCUUGAGAAGGUUUCAGAUGUCUCCUGUCCAGUCAACAUGGUGUCUUUCAAUGCUAGGGAAGAUGCAACUAUUAUUUUUCUGAAGGAGUUGAGCCACUUGGCCUCUGGCAGAUUCCAUGCUUUUGCUGAGAAGAAUGACUGUAGAGAUGCUACUGGAUCUGCACUAAAAUAUGAAGAGGAUGGAAAAAGAUUAAUUGCCCUGAACUCUGGAAAAGUGAAAGGGAGAAUGCCACUAGUAGCUGGUGUCUGUGAAGAUGUCUUUUUGAUCUGGAAGGAGCUGGAGGAAGCCAGGAGUACAGUGAGACAAGUUCAGAAAAUGUUAUCACAAUCUGACCAGUCUACUUCUCUAGAUGCAAACAAAGGUGAUCAUCCAUUACCAAGAUGUAGAAUUGAUGAAUAUUUGACUGCUGAGAAGUGGUUGCAGAAGUAUGGCUUGAAAGCUCAGAAUCUCACACUGUAUGAUGCACUUGCUGAUUGUGUUUUUCGCCACAUAGAUGGGCUUAUUGACAUAAAAGCUAAACCAGAGGAUGAAUAUUCACAAACUGAUGCUGAGACAAAGAGGAAGGUGAUUCAUGCAAGAUACUGUGACAAGUUUGUACAUACCCUCUGGAAAGAUGGGUCUGUAGUUCAUGUAUAUGUUACUACAGAAAAGUAUAAGCAGUAUGAAGAGAAAAUGAGGAAAGCUCUCAGACAAGUGGAAGGAAGGAUUAAGUGGCUUCAACAAGGAAGCAGAGGGCUUUUUGGAAAUGUGUUUGAAGAUGACAUCUAUAUUCUUAUUGAUACAUCCCAGUCUAUGAACAAUAAGCUGCCACUAGUGAAGGAAAAAAUAUUUCAGCUAAUGCAGGAACAGCUGAGACACAAAAAGAGAUUUAACUUUGUGAAAUUUAGUGCCCAAGCAGUGGCAUGGCAAGAGAAACUUGUUGAAGUUAAUGAAGAAAAUUUGCAAGAUGCUUGGCUUUGGAUAAAAGGGCUUGAGGUUGGAAGUUCCACAAAUACUCUCAAAGCUCUCCAGAUUGCUCUUGCUGAUACUGACACUCAGGCUAUUUAUCUCUUGACUGAUGGGAGACCUGACCAGCCCCCCCAGAUAAUUCUGGCUGAAGUCGAGCUUCACUGUAAUAAAAUUCCCAUCCAUACUGUAUCCUUCAACUGUGAUGAUAUAGAAGCCAAUAAAUUUUUGUAUGAACUAUCUACUAAAACAGAGGGACGGUUUCAUUAUUACAACAUUUAUUUGAGUGAUCCUGAUACUACAGAGUUUAUUGUUAAUAAAGACAUACAUCUUUUGAAAAGAGAAAUUGCUCAAGGAGAGAAAGAUCUAGAGAAAGUGAAGACCUUUCAUGAGAAAAGUCUGAUGAUGAAUUCUUGUAAUGAAGAAAAUUAUCCAGAGAACAAGAGUAGGACAUGCUGUGCUUCAGAAGAACCAUCAGUGCCACCACAUGAGCAAACCAGGCAAAGCACUGCUGCCAAUCCAGUCCGAAGAAAGAAAGCAUUAUAUGCAGAUCAAACAAAGACGAGUCUGCUGCAAAUCCUGAACCGUGGUGUGAAAUCCAGGGAAGAAAGCCCAGAGGAAGGAGUGUCUCCAGACGAAAAGAGUUCUUCUGUCAAGAAGGGUGUGAAAUGUACAACCAUUUUCAAAGGCAAGUUGAUGGAACAUGAAGCUCUGACUGGGGCAGAUCUGAAAACGCAGAAUGUGAAAAGAGCAUCUAAAAGCUCUCCAGGUAUCUCUUCAGCUCUUUGGUUAAAGACCCAUGGCUUGGCUGCUAAGCGACUCACCAUCAUGGAUGCCUUAGCUCCUACAACUGUCCCUCAGAGUACAAAAUACAUCCCAGUUCUGGACAAGCAUGUAGUUUCUAAAGUAUUUGAUAAGAUGUUACCAUUGGCCCAUGUUAGCAGUGACAAGAAGGGGAUUGCACUAAUUAAUCCUUGGGCAAUGAAUCUUGAUGCCUAUAAAGAGAAGCUGGAACAAGCAAUUAAAUCCUAUGAGAGGCGCCUGAACCUAGUUAUUUGGAGAGCGCUAUCUCAGGAGGAAAGAGACAAAUUUAAAGAGGAUGGGCCAAUCCAGUAUAAACAGCAUAAAGAAGCUUUGCUGGAGGCUUUAGAGAAUUUGGGAUGGCCAGUUUCCUAUGAAGAUGUAAAAUUGUUAGAAGAUGAGAUAUUGACAGCAUUAACAUAUAUACAACAAGCCUCUGAUCUUCAGGAAGCUGUCAAAAAGGAAACUGAGAAAAGCUCAGAAUCACACAUAGGCAACAAUAAAAAGGGACUUGAAGAAGAAAGUGAGAAGCUGAAGUCUAAGACAAGUAAAAAAUGUCAGAUAUUUGUGACUCACAAAAACCAAAAGGUAAUUGCAAGAUCAGAUGUCACAGGAUUUUAUUAUCCAGGUACUGUGAUAAAGAAUAUCAGUUCUACCUGUGCACUUGUUGUCUUCAGCAAUGGGGAGAGCUGUGAUGUCCCUGUCAAGUUCAUUAUACCUGUGGGAGGUGCUAUGCCAUGCCCCCAUCUGCAGGUUGGAGACUAUGUGUUUGCCAGAAGUGGAACACAGGCAGAAAAUGAAUAUUAUGUACCUGCCAUUGUCAUAGCAACACCAGAUAGGAUGAAACCAGGUGACAAACUCUACACAAUACUGAUGUUCAACAACAGGAAGGAACACUGUAUAAGAAGCCAGCUCAUUAAAAUCAGCCAAACCAAGUAUGCCUAUUCGUGUCAGUACAUAAGAACGGUACAGACAGUGGAUUAUGAGAUCCUGGAUGGUGACACUACAAAGCCCUGCCCUUGCCCACCUGUGGAAGUUGAAGGAGGAGAAAAAGCAAAGAAAAGUAUUUUGAAAGAAAAGAGGGGAAAAAAGAAAAAUAAGAGGACAACAGUAGACAAAAGGCAUCCCAGGGAGACAAUGUCAGACUUUGAUAAUCUUUUGUCUCUAGAAGUGAAGUUAAACAGAGAGGAAGAAAUUCAUUGUCUAGCAACAAGGAAGAAGUUAGAGGUAAAGAUGUAGCUCUGGAAAGGUAUAAAUAUUAGGAAUUAAGCAUUUGUGAUGGGCCUUUAGCUAUUUCCCACACAAGGAACAGGUUUCUGCAUUUCUGAGUGUUAGCCAAGCUAGCUUUCCCAUGUCCUGUAUGAUGAAAUUCUUUCAUCUCCUUUAGAAACUGUUCUUGACACUUUCCCAGCAUGUGUUUUCACAGUAACAGCAAGAAAUGAAUAAAGCGUGUUCCAGCAUAUGCCACCUUAAUUUCCCUAACAGCUGUAGUAGCAGAGAGGAUGCAGUAACACCAAAUAUAAUACCUGCUUGUAAGCAGAGUAUAUAUUCCAGUC